AUGCCAUCCGAACGGGAACUUCAAAUAUCUCCAGUUGUGCAGGAGUCGCUCGUCCACAACACCCGGACCCUCUACAACCUCCAAUCCCUCACCGCCUCCCUCUUCGGCGUAUCCGCCGGCAUCCUCGGCCUCGAGUCAUACGCCGGCUUCCUCUUCUACCUCGUCUUCUCCCUGCUCGCGGCCACGCUUGUGUACGCGCUGCGCGUGGCGCCUACCUCUUUGGCCGCGGGGAAACCGUUGCUGGACACAAGCCGGUACUUCCGUGGUGCAUAUGAUGUUUGGGCGGGCGGGCUGAUGAAUGGGUUUGCUGGGUUUGUGUUGACGUGGACGCUGUUUUAUGGGUUGGUUAGGGCGUGA
Dichotomopilus funicola is the source of this 357-nucleotide messenger RNA. RefSeq names its product Rab5-interacting protein-domain-containing protein. Bases 1 to 357 code for a protein of 118 amino acids. The transcript has 2 exons. Gene Ontology annotation, biological process: protein folding in endoplasmic reticulum; autophagosome assembly. Gene Ontology annotation, cellular component: endoplasmic reticulum; membrane; EMC complex. The record is from RefSeq and is a predicted model, not a curated record. Lineage: Eukaryota; Fungi; Ascomycota; Sordariomycetes; Sordariales; Chaetomiaceae.